AGGCCAGCCUGGUCUAUAGAGCAAGUUCCAGGACAGCUAGGACUGCUUUACACAGAGAAACCCUGUCUUGAAAAACAAAAACAAAAGAAAGGAAGGAAGGAAAAAGAAAAAAAAAACUAAACACACAAGAGGUGUGUUUGUUAGUAUGUUAUUCAAAGAAAUUAAGCCUGUGCCUAAUGUAAUUGAACUGAGUCGCAUACUGGGUUUAUGUGGCACUGAAUAUCCACAUCAUCAUAGGCAAAAAUCAUUUUUAAUGAAUAUUAAUAAAUGAAUACUUAUAAAUGUGCACAUAGUGUAUAUAAUAUGAUGUAUUAUUUAUGACCAAACUUAGUGAGUUUUGUGUUUGCAUGUGACUUUGACAGAGUCAGUGAGGGGCACAAUUAAGAAACUACUGAGUUGCCGGCUCCUUUGUAGGAGGGAAAUUUUCGGUGGUAGGUAAGAGAACAUCCAUAGGCAUCUGGAAGAAUCCAGAGCAAUGCAAAAAGGAAAGAGACCAGACUUAGCCAAGGCUAGGAAAGCAGGGCAUGGACCAGGAAGAUGAGUCGCUGAAGGUAGGGAACCUGUGAUCUGGUGAGGCCUGGCAGUUUAGGAUAGAUGUGGAAGUGAGGAAGGCCAGGAGCCAGGUGCUUCAAAGUGUUUAACAAAUCCCUGACUCCGGACUGACAUAGCUUGAAGGCCAGCAAGGACUGUGGUAUGCCAACAUAGGUAUCUGUCACUGUGGAGCCAUUUGACCCUCCAGGCAGAGGCAAAGAAAAUGACUUCUUUUAGCUGACUAGCCAGUUUCACUAGUUUGUGAAGAAUGUUGACUUUUAUCUAACUACCAGAAAUCUUGAGUUCAGUUUGAACUUAAUUUAGGCUUAAUUUUGGACUUUACUAUAUAACAAAUAAUUUCACAAAAGUAUCUGACGCAAAAAAGUAGAACGGUGGAACUAAAGAGUAUGAGAAAGUCAAAAGAGUUAAAAGGACUUUAAAGGAACCACAGUAAUGAACACUGGACAGAAAAGAAAUGCAAGAGGAGAUACAGACCAGAGAGAGAGGGAGAGAGAGAACAACAACAACAAAAAAUAUCCCACCAUCCCAAAACCACCACCAAAAAGCCCUGCAAAAGAAAGCUUAAAAAGGAUCAGAAAUAAAUAUACAGAAUGAGAGAGGAGCAGCAGCUGCUGGAUUUCCAAGGUGACAAGGCAGCUGCCUCCAAGAGAGGAAAGCUGAAGAAGCCAAAAGCCCACCAGCCUCAGGACACUAUGGUGUUCCAGUAGCCUGUCCCGCCACUCUUCCGGGGCAGCCCCGGCGGGCGGGCAAGCGGAUCAUCCCCUUAGGCUCCUGGGAGCAUUGCCUAGGCUGCAGCCUUCACCGCGGGCUUUAAACGUAGGCAGCAGCCAGGUGUCCAAUACCGGCGUGCAGAGCCCUGGACACCACAACAGGACGCCAGGCUAGGCAAGCUUCUAGGUGGGCGCGAGGCCUGAGCGGAGGGGGAGGACAUCCGCAGCCGACAGCGGGAACGGGGCUUUAGGAGCCCCGUGCAGAUUCGGAAACCAGCGCGGAGAAGCCCGGAGCCAUGGACCCAGGCACCAGCACCCAGUAUUUCUGGACCACUAAGGCCCAAGGGGAACCCGCAGAUGCAGCUGCUGGACAUGAAUUCUCUGACAACUGCACCAAUGAAACUGCAACCUUGACCAAGAAAAAACCGAAGCAGAAGAGGCAGAGGAGCAGAUGUUCGUCCCUGGCCGAAAGGAACAUCGUGGGCUGUAGAAUUUCUCACGAGUGGAAGGAAGGCAAUGGGCCCAUCACCCAUUGGAGAGGAACGGUUCUCGAUCAGGUUCCUAUAAAUCCCCCUCUCUAUCUUGUGAAAUACGAUGGAAUUGAUUGCGUCUAUGGGUUGGAACUUCACCACGAUGAAAGAGUGUUGUCCCUUAAAGUGCUCUCUGAUACAGUCAAACCAUCCCCAGUCCCUGAUCCUAACUUUGCAGAUACCAUAAUUGGCAAGGUGGUGGAUCAUAUAUUUGAGGGUGAGCAUGGCUCAAAAGAUAAAUGGAGGGGGAUGGUUCUGGCCCAAGCUCCUAUACUUAAUGCCUGGUUUUACAUUACCUAUGCAAAUGAUCCCAUCUUAUACAUGUACCAGCUUCUGGAUGAUUAUAAAGAGGGCAACCUUCGUAUCCUGCCAGAGUAUAAUGAGAUUCCUCGACCAGAUUUAAACCUGAAAUUUAAGGAUGGUCUGAUAGGCAAGAUUGUGGAAUAUACCCAAGACGACGGUUCCAAAAGGACUGGCAAGGUGAUUGGCAAAGUAGAAGCCAAACAGUCAGUGUACUUCAUCAAAUUUGACGACGAUUUUCAUAUCCAUGUCUAUGACUUAGUGAAAUAUGUCUAA
Molecule: messenger RNA, 2368 nt
Organism: Alexandromys fortis (reed vole)
Lineage: Eukaryota; Metazoa; Chordata; Mammalia; Rodentia; Cricetidae
Product: spindlin-2-like
Exons: 2
Coding region: 1559-2368 (269 amino acids)
Biological process (GO): regulation of DNA-templated transcription; gamete generation
Cellular component (GO): cytosol; nucleoplasm
Source: RefSeq, a predicted model, not a curated record